CAGUCAGAAAGACAAGUGGUGAAAUGAGAGCAGUAAAUUUUGUGGACAGACUACAGUGGGAUAUUCCUGGGAAUGUCUGCAGACAUGGACUUGCCAUUGGGGAUGUUGAUAAUGAUGGAGAUAAUGAGCUUGUUGUCGGCACUGCCAAAGGAGAUUUAUUCAUAUUCAAGGGCUCAGAAAUUUGGCACAAAACUACAGGCCUCGGACUGAUAACUUGUCUUGCCAUUGGAGAUAUAUUCAAUUACGGAAGAAAUGCUCUGGUCGUCAUUUGUGGGGAUGGAUGGGUCCACAUUUUUUACAGCCCACGACCUGUCAAUCCAAGCAAUGGAAGUUCUACGAUUAUUAAUAAAGAUUCUCUCGAUAAUACGAAACAAGGUGGAACAUUCGAUCAUAAUCCCGGAGAUGUCGACCAAAUGUCUGGUAAAAUGGAAUGUGUCCACUCACAGCGAAUUCCAACAAAUACAAAAAUCGUGUUGGUGGCUGAUAUUGAUCGAGAUGGAGCCAACGAGAUGAUUAUCGGAUUGACAGACCGCGUUGUCAGGUCAUAUAGGUGGUCCUCUAACGUUGAUCUAGGGACUGGGAAACUUAUUGGAUUAAAUAAGUGGGAAUGCGCUAAUCAAAUUGGGACAGUGACACUACAGCAUACGAAUGAUGGAACUCCAACUCUCCUCGUUGCCCAGCCCGGUGGCACCUUCAUGAGAAUAAAAUGCAGUUCAGGUGACUGUCGUUCAGAAGGAGACUCCAUCCAAAGUGAAACAGCAGAGGGUUGCAUUGACUAUCAGACCCUAGGAAUAUCCCGGAUGCGAAAUCCAAACAUCUCAACCGAGAUAAUCGGUGAUCUUGAGCCUGGUAAAAAUAGACAGUCAACCCCAGGUGAGUCCCCUAGCAAAAUUAUUCUCAAAGAAGUUUACGUGAAGAAAUUCUCACGUGAUGGCCCACUGGAGCCAGAGGAUUUCGCAUCAUCGAAACGUGUGGAAUCGCCAGGGAUUGAUCAAGUCGAUGGGAAUGUGAUCGGUGGGAGUGUUGUCCUCGGGGAAUACGACACAGUUCAUAAGAAAACUAUUCUACCGAGUUAUGAAGAUUUUACGAAGAGUAAUUAUGCAGAGAGGGAAGGGGUUCAGGAUGUGGAGGACAAUAAUAGUGAGGAGGAAAUUCUGGAGAGCAAGCCUUAUGCCCUUGCCACUCUGGACGGGACGAUAAUGCUGGUCAAGGAUGAGGUUAUUUUAUGGGCUAUGCAAGUUGACCACCAGAUAUUCGCCCUCUGUCGUCUGGACGUGACUGCUGAUGGAGCUGAUGAAAUAGUCGUCUGCACAUGGGACGGACAGACUUACAUUCUCGAUCAAGACAGGAACAGCGUGAGGUUCCAGUUUGAGGAGCCAGUGAGGUCGUUCUGCACUGGGAACUAUAGCUUGACUCCAGGUGGAUCAAGUCCCAGCCUCGUUUACAUUUCGUUCACGAAUAAGAUUUCUUUGUAUUAUGACGUCCUCCUUCCGAGUGUUGUCGUCAAGAGCCUGCCACCUCUCGCCUUCUCUGCAGAGCAGAAUGAGGAAGAUGCGGAGAGGACACUUGGCAAUGCAAUAGAUCAGGGAAAACUGAAGAACAAUAAACAAUUGCGGGAGUACCUGCUGUACGGGAUUAAUACCCUCGACAUAAAUACUAAAAAUUUUUGGGAUGUAUCAUAGGGACUGUACGUGGACUGUAUGAUGAAAUGAAUAGAAUUAUGAAUUAUUUUAGAAACAGAGAAUUUAUCAUUUUAUCCUGAUGAUUACUUUAAAUUGGAAUUUUAUUCCAAUAAACUAUUCCAACAUAUUCCAACAGUUGAAAAAAAAUAGUGAAAUUGGAAACUUUACGGGAAAUUCAAUGGAAUUGCAAAUUUCUGAACAGUGGAAAGAGAAUUCUCUGCUUUAUUUUCAUCUAUAUAAAUGCAACUUCAUUUUUCUCAUCAUUUUUUAUUGAAAAUUAUUUCGUAUCAGCCUAAUGUACAUUUUGAAAUAAAAAUUUCGGUCAUUUUGCAUUUCUACAGAAA
Diachasma alloeum is the source of this 2026-nucleotide messenger RNA. RefSeq names its product KICSTOR complex protein ITFG2. Gene Ontology annotation, biological process: regulation of TOR signaling. The coding region runs from base 24 to 1682 and encodes 552 amino acids. The transcript has 6 exons. The record is from RefSeq and is a predicted model, not a curated record. NCBI's taxonomy places the organism in Eukaryota, Metazoa, Arthropoda, Insecta, Hymenoptera, Braconidae. Gene Ontology annotation, cellular component: KICSTOR complex.